Molecule: messenger RNA, 4923 nt
Organism: Chionomys nivalis (European snow vole)
Lineage: Eukaryota; Metazoa; Chordata; Mammalia; Rodentia; Cricetidae
Gene: Dhtkd1
Product: dehydrogenase E1 and transketolase domain containing 1
Exons: 17
Coding region: 93-2855 (920 amino acids)
Biological process (GO): tricarboxylic acid cycle
Molecular function (GO): thiamine pyrophosphate binding; oxoglutarate dehydrogenase (succinyl-transferring) activity
Source: RefSeq, a predicted model, not a curated record
GGUCUCACUCUCCUCCUGCGACCAACCCUCUCGCAGUGGCUUCAGCUCCUGCUUCUUCCAUUCUUUCACAGCAUCUUCGGACCCAGACUGACAUGGCCCCGGCCACUAUGGCAGCUGCAAGGAGAGCCCUCUGCCUGGCUGUCCCGCUUCUCCGGCGCGGUUACCAGACGGAGAGGGGCGUCUAUGGCUACCGGCCUAGGAAGGCCGAGAGCAGAGAGCCCCGAGGCGACCGUACACGCCCCUCAGUUGAUCACGGCCUUGCCAGGUUGGUGACAGUUUAUUGUGAGCAUGGCCACAAAGCCGCCCAGAUCAACCCUCUCUUCCCGGGACAAGCCCUGCUGGAUACCGUGCCUGAAAUCCAAGCCCUCGUACAGACCCUGCAGGGACCCUUCACUACGACAGGACUGUUGAACAUGGGCAAAGAAGAGGCUUCUCUUGAGGAAGUCUUAGCCUAUUUGAACCAUAUCUACUGCGGGCCAAUUUCUAUUGAAAUCGCACAGCUUCAGAGCCAGGAGGAGAAAGACUGGUUUGCCAGGAGGUUUGAGGAGCUGAAAAAGGAGUCGUUUACCACAGAAGAGCGAAAACACCUGGCAAAACUAUUGCUAGAAUCUCAGGAGUUUGACCACUUUUUGGCCACCAAGUUUGCCACAGUGAAGAGAUAUGGCGGUGAAGGGGCUGAGAGCAUGAUGGGAUUUUUUCACGAGUUGCUGAAGUCGUCAGCCUAUGGCGGUAUAACUGAUGUCAUUAUUGGGAUGCCCCAUAGAGGGAGGCUGAAUUUGUUGACAGGCCUUCUGCAGUUACCUCCAGAGCUGAUGUUCCGUAAAAUGCGAGGUUUAAGUGAAUUUCCAGAAAACGUCUCAGCCAUUGGAGAUGUCCUGUCCCAUCUGACCUCCUCCGUGGACCUAGACUUUGGUGCCCACCGUCCCCUCCAUGUGACAAUGCUGCCUAAUCCCUCUCAUCUGGAAGCCGUUAACCCCGUGGCUGUCGGGAAAACUCGUGGCAGGCAGCAGUCUCGGGGAGAGGGUGACUACUCACUGCACGGUUCUGCUCAGCCUGGGGACAGAGUCAUUUGCCUGCAGGUUCACGGUGAUGCGUCCUUCUGUGGUCAAGGGAUUGUUCUUGAAACAUUCACGCUCUCUAAUCUCCCACAUUUCAGAAUUGGUGGGAGUAUCCAUCUAAUCGUCAAUAACCAGCUGGGUUACACCACUCCAGCGGAAAGAGGAAGGUCUUCCUUAUACAGCAGUGAUAUUGGAAAGCCUGUAGGCUGUGCCAUCAUCCACGUCAAUGGAGACAGUCCAGAGGAAGUGGUCCGGGCCACACGACUUGCUUUUGAAUAUCAGCGCCAGUUCCGAAAGGAUGUGAUUAUUGAUUUGUUAUGCUAUAGGCAGUGGGGCCAUAAUGAGCUGGAUGAACCUUUCUUCACCAACCCAGUCAUGUACAAGAUCAUCAGAGCCCGGAAGAGCAUCCCUGACACCUAUGCAGAGCACCUCAUUGCCAGUGGACUCCUGACCCAGGAGGAGGUUUCUGACAUAAAAGCCUCCUACUACACCAAGUUAAAUGACCACUUAACCAAUGCAGCCCACUACAGCCCCCCGGCCACUAACCUGCAGGCCCACUGGCAGGGCCUGGCGCAGCCAGAAGCACGCAUCACCACCUGGGACACCGGUGUGCCCCUCGACCUCCUUCGCUUUAUUGGUGUGAAGUCCGUGGAGGUCCCAGAGGAGCUGCAGUUACACAGCCACCUUCUCAAGAUGUAUGUUCAGUCAAGGAUGGAGAAGAUGAAGCAGGGAACAGCUUUGGACUGGGCCACAGCAGAAACCCUUGCCUUGGGCUCCUUACUUGUUCAAGGUUUCAAUGUUCGUCUGAGUGGCCAAGAUGUUGGCCGUGGAACUUUCAGUCAAAGGCACGCCAUGGUGGUUUGCCAGAACACGGAUGAUGCCUACAUUCCUCUGAACCACAUGGACCCAAGUCAGAAAGGGUUUCUGGAGGUUAGCAACAGCCCGCUGUCAGAAGAGGCUGUCCUGGGGUUUGAAUAUGGAAUGAGCAUUGAGAGCCCAAAGUUGCUGCCCCUCUGGGAAGCUCAGUUUGGUGAUUUCUUCAAUGGCGCCCAGAUCAUCUUUGACACGUUCAUCUCUGGAGGAGAGGCCAAGUGGCUCCUGCAGAGUGGCAUUGUCAUCCUCCUUCCACAUGGCUAUGAUGGGGCUGGACCUGACCACUCAUCUUGCCGAAUAGAGCGGUUUUUGCAGAUGUGCGACAGUGCAGAAGAAGGGGUGGACAGCGACACUGUGAACAUGUUUGUGGUGCACCCAACUACGCCCGCUCAGUAUUUCCACUUGCUUAGAAGACAAAUGAUGCGGAAUUUCAGAAAACCUCUCAUUGUUGCUUCUCCCAAAGUGUUACUCAGGUACCCUGCAGCUGUGUCAGCUCUUCAGGAAAUGGCCCCAGGAACAGCAUUCAAACCUGUCAUUGGCGAUUCAUCAGUAGAUCCAAAAAACGUUAAAACCCUCAUAUUUUGCUGUGGUAAACAUUUUUAUGCCCUGCUGAAGCAAAGAGAAUCUUUGGGGGCCAAGAAGCAUGACUUUGCCAUCAUUCGAAUAGAGGAACUCUGCCCUUUCCCGCUGGAUUCAUUACAACAAGAGAUGAGCAAAUACAAACAUGUUAAAGAUAUCAUUUGGAGUCAGGAGGAGCCUCAGAACAUGGGUCCAUGGUUUUUUGUUUCUCCAAGGUUUGAAAAACAGCUGGCCUGCAAGCUCCGUCUUGUAAGCCGGCCCCCUUUGCCAGCACCUGCAGUAGGAAUUGGCACCAUGCAUCAGCAGCAGCAUGAAGACAUCCUCACCAAGACCUUUGCUUCAUAAUGUGCUUUGAGAAAAACAGGAUUGUGUUUUAAGUGAAGUGCCGUAAAGGUGAACCUGCUUCUUCCACCCUUUCUCCUUUCCUCUGGCUAGCAUGGAAGCCCGUGGAGUGAUUUGGACAAAUGACUCUAGAAUAAGUGGAUAAGCAGGGAAACUGAUUUUAUAACUAAUGAAAGAGAUAGUAGAUUAUUAUCCUUUGCAGGACAGUAGUGUUUGUUAUGCUUUGGUUAGAUAUGAAUGAACUGAAAAAGGAGGCCAUUAACCAGAUGUACUCAGACUCCACUGUAACUGACCAUAAAUGAGCAAAAAAAGUUCUUUGGCUAAAACAUGGGGCUGUAUAUAGGCAGUGUAUAGGCAGCCCCAACACGACCACUUACUUGUUUAGUGCACAUGACUUAUCUUAAUUUCCCCCUUUUUAAAAACCCUCUGAACAGCAAUAUUUUUGUUUUAAGACAUCUCUGAGCCACUCUACGAAAUGUUCCACCCAAUACCAGUAGAAUCAGACCAUUCUGGAUUUGUGUUCUUUCAGGAUUUAUCCAUUAUCAUGAAAAGUAAAUCCUGUUAAAUACAACUUUCUGAUUGUGUGAUCUUCUAGCACUGUGCUGAGACAGUUUCCUGUUGUCCAGGCUGGCCUCAUCCUCACUGUAUAACAGAGGAUGACUGACUGAACUUCUGCUCUUUCUGCCUCUGCCUCCUGAGUGCUGGGACUCCUCACUUGUGCGGUCAUGUCUAGUUAAUUCUAGUGAUGAGGAUCAAGUGGUAGGGAGGACUCUACCAACUGAGCUGCUGCCCUGGCCCCUAGUGACUUUUAAAUUAUGAAGUGUUAGCUGUAUUAAAACUGGCUUGUGCUUUAUUUUACCAUUAAGUUCCCCUUCCUCCCAUUUUAUUACUUUGACAUUUCUAACUUUUAAACUAACUUUGGUGUCUGAUGGGUGGAUUUCAGUAUCAGGCUAAUCAUUUUUGUCUCUAAAAGUUCCAAGUACAACUAUGAUGUAUGUUCGUGCUGUAAAGGACUUUAAUUUUUUAGCUACCUCCCCAAAGCCAGGUCCUUGGGGUUCCUUAGAGUCACCAAGUGACCCACUUUACUUGGAGUUAAGCCUAAUGUUGGAACCAAAUCGAAACAGUAGCUGUGUGGCUUCGUUUGAACUGGCUCUAGGAGCAUCUGCCAUGUACCACUCUUGCUUUACGAUACUGUUUUUCUAAAAGAUGAUGGGGGCAUAUAAAAGGCUGGAAUGCAUCUAUUCCCUGUUCUCUUUUACCAUCAAUGGGCCGUGUCUUAAAUCAUUAAUGAAUAGGCAAUUCUAGAUUAGUAAUAGAUUUGUAAUGCACAGCUUUUUGUUUGUUUUUGAGAUAGGGUCUCACUAUGUAGUUCUCACUGGCCUGGAACUCAGAUCUUUGUUCCCUGAGUGCUGGAAUUAAAGGUGAACACCACCACGCCAGACUACAAUUUACAUUUUAAAACCAUUCUUUAGUAUACUUAUUUAACAUUCCUGUAAUAUUUGCUUCUCUUUUUUUUUUCUGUGACUUCCUACCCCCUUCCUUCCUGUCUUCCUACCUUUCUUCCUUUUCUUCCCUUCUCCUUCCCUUCUCUUUCCUCCCUUCCUCCCUUCCUCCCUUCCUCCCUUCCUCCCUUUCUCCCUCCCUCCCUCCUUCCCUCCUUCCCUCCCUCUCUUUCUUUUGUUCAUUCGUUCAUUCUUCCUUACUUUCUAUUUUUCUUUUCUCUGGAUCUGGGUAUCAGUUCUAGAGCCUUGUGCCUACUAGCUCCACCACCGAACCUUUACCUCCCUUUUCUCUCUGUAUUCCUCAGUCCUUUUUUCUUGGAUCAAGCCUUAUAAAUCUUGUAGCUUAGUACUACUUAUAUAAAUCAGUAAAAUUUCAAAGGCCUGUUGGGUAAGAAUGAUAAUGUAUAUUUAGGUAGAAAAAAGCAUAAUAUAUCUUUAUUCUCAGAUCUCUUGGUUUCUUAAAGGAUUUUAAAACUCUAGUUAUAAAAUAAAAUGGAAGUUAAUAUGUUUAAAAAUAUUUUUGUCAUAGCAGGAUAGUGGUGAAUACCUUUAAUCCCAGCAUUCAGGAG